Molecule: messenger RNA, 2502 nt
Organism: Pimephales promelas (fathead minnow)
Lineage: Eukaryota; Metazoa; Chordata; Actinopteri; Cypriniformes; Leuciscidae
Source: RefSeq, a predicted model, not a curated record
ACGAAUAGAAGAGGUGAAAGAGCGAAUGAGGAGAGCAGCAGUACACGGAUCAGUCACUCUCCACUGGUGCUCCAACCUUGGAAACACCAUCCAUUUAUUAUAUCGCCCGUGAUUCUGCUAUGCGCAUCGGAUGAGGAGACGCCAAUUGCGCUUUGGUUUUGGAUUGGUGUUUAAUCUUGUUCUGUGUAUCGCUGGACAGGAUGGAGCAUUGGAGACAGUGUGCAUUAUGGCUGAUCAAUUGUAAGGUGCUGCCACCGAACCAUCGGGUGACAUGGGAGUCCGCUCAGGUGUUCGACCUGGCGCAGACCCUGCGGGAUGGGGUCCUCCUGUGCCAGCUCCUAAACAACCUAAGACCCCAGUCCCUCAAUCUGAGGGAGAUCAACCUGAGACCACAGAUGUCACAGUUCCUCUGCUUGAAGAACAUCAGGACAUUUUUGCACGCCUGCUCAGAGAUAUUCGGGAUGAAGAAGAGCGAGCUGUUUGAGGCUUUCGAUUUGUUUGACGUUCGAGAUUUCGGAAAGGUUAUGGACACACUGUCCAAACUCUCUCAUACACACAUUGCACAGCAGACUGGAAUAAGGCCAUUUCCCACAGAAGAGAGUGUUGAGGACGAAGACAUCUAUAACCACCUAGAGGAUCUGAUAGAUGAAAAUGGUGUUGAAGAUGAGGAAGAUCUCUAUGACUGUGUGUAUAAUGAUGAUGAUGAGGCUGGAGAGGUGUAUGAAGACCUGAUGAAGGUCGAGGUGGUACAACCACAGAAACAGGCCGAGACGGACAUCAGGAGCUGCUGUCUAAUGGAAAUCCGACAGACUGAGGAGAAAUACACAGAGACGCUGGACUCCAUAGAGAAAUUCUUUAUGAAGCCUCUGGGACAGUCGCUGUCUGGUGUGGAUAUUGAAAAAGUGUUCAUCAAUAUACCAGAUCUUGUGAAAGUGCACACAAGUCUUCUGAGGGAGAUUCAGGAUUCAGUGCUUAUGCAUAACGCCAGUAACCUGCACCAGAUCUUUAUAAAGUACAAAGAAAGAUUAGUCCUGUAUGGGAAAUACUGCAGUCACGUAGAAACAGCCAUUGCGUGUUUGGAUGACAUCUGUAAGAACAGAGAGGACGUCCGGCAGAUGUUAGAGUUAUGUUCCAAACGAGCCAACAAUGGGAAGUUUACUCUGAGAGAUCUGCUAGUUGUUCCGAUGCAGAGAGUUCUGAAAUAUCAUCUGCUUUUACAGGAACUGGUGAAACACACCCAUGAUGCCUCCGACAAGAGUAAUUUACGGCAAGCGCUGGACGCCAUGAAGGAUCUGGCCCAGUAUGUUAACGAGGUGAAGAGAGACAUCGAGACUCUACGAGACAUCGACCAGUACCAGAAAUCUAUUGAAAACCUUAAUCAGUCUCUCCGUAUUUAUGGGAGACCGAAAGGUGACAGCGAAGUGCGAGUAGCUUCAGUCGACAAACGAGCCAAACAAGACAGGCACAUCUUUCUGUUCGACGCCGCCGUGAUCGUAUGCAAACGACGAGGAGAUAACUAUGAGAUGAAGGAGGUGAUUGACCUCCACUCCUUCAAGAUCACCAACAACCCGACCUCAGAAAGAGAAAACCGAAAGUGGUGCCACGGAUUCUACCUCACACACAACCAGGGUCAGAGCGGCUUUGAGUUCUUCUUCAAAACCAAGGAGUUAAAGAAGAAAUGGCUGGAGCAGUUUGGCAUGGCAUUAUCGAACAUCUGUCCAGAGAGCGGGAAAAGUAAUUUCCAUGAGUUCCGCAUGCACACCUUUGAGACGACCACAUCCUGCAGCUCGUGUGAAAUGCUGCUGAGAGGAGUCUUCUAUCAAGGCUACCGCUGCUCCAAAUGUGGUGCUGGCGCUCAUAAGGAGUGUCUCGGCAGGGUGGAUGUCUGUGUCAAAAGCAGUGCCGAUUCCAGCUCUUUCGGAUCACAGAUCGGAAAAAAACCUUGUCGUGGAGAAGAUGCAGAUCUACCUAAGAUGCAGGUCAUCCGUAAUUAUUAUUGUGUUCCGAGCCCCCCGUACGGCCCACCGCUUAAAAUCAACGUUGGUGACGUUGUUGAAGUGAUGGAGGCGAACAUCCGCAGCUCUUGGUGGAAGGGUAAAGUCCUGGCAACUAAGGAUGUUGGCUUCUUUCCAAGCGACGCAGUGAAGCCUUGCCCAUGUGUACCCAAACCUAUUGACUACUCUUCCCAGCCUUGGUUUGCAGGCUCAAUUGAGAGGGUGCAGGCUGAGGCUGCGCUGCUCAACCGGAGGAGCAGCACGUACCUGGUCCGUCACAGAAGCCGAGAGUUUCACGAGUACGCCAUCAGCAUCAAGUAUAACAACGACGUGAAACACAUCAAGAUCUUAACAAAGGAGGGACUCUUCUACAUUGCAGAAAACAGGAAGUUCAGAAGCAUUUUGGAGCUGAUCGAGUAUUACAAACAUCACUCUCUGCGGGAAGGAUUCAGGACACUUGAUACCCAACUGCAGUUCGCCUACCGAGAGCCGGAGAACGGAGCCAACA